Capronia coronata CBS 617.96 is the source of this 534-nucleotide messenger RNA. RefSeq lists its product as uncharacterized. The coding region runs from base 1 to 534 and encodes 177 amino acids. The record is from RefSeq and is a predicted model, not a curated record. NCBI's taxonomy places the organism in Eukaryota, Fungi, Ascomycota, Eurotiomycetes, Chaetothyriales, Herpotrichiellaceae. The transcript has 2 exons.
AUGAGCUUCUACAUCUAUGCCUGGUCCACAGGGGAAGCUGUGGUCUUCUGCUUCGACGCGCCGGCCAUCCUCGAAUCCAACCUCAUCGAGACAAUGAACAGCGCCAUGGGCGAACCGCCGAGAGAAGCCCCAGUCUUCCUUCAAAGCGCGAUAGUUGGUGAGCUGACCAAGCUGUACGACACGUCCAUAUGGACCCUUCGAGACCAUAUCAGACGGAUAGAAAAGGAACGGAAUGUCACUGGCUUCCUCGACCGGGAUCUUACUCCGCUCCACGACCUGGCUCGACACAUAAUCCACACCUGCGAAGUCCUUGCCGUUGCUGCCGACACUGUCACCGAGCUCAUGGGGGAUUACAGGCCGAACUCGGGUCUUUCUUGCGCCUGUCCUGGUAUUGCUGGCGGCGGACUCAGGACGAAGUGUCCUCACAAUGACUUGUCGUUCUGGCUAAGGCUAUUACGAAACUUCGGACUCAGGGCAGAGGCUUUGAAGGCCAGACUGGGGAACGAAAUCAAUCUGGCAAGCGAGAGAUUUUGA